This is a messenger RNA of Branchiostoma belcheri (Belcher's lancelet), 657 nucleotides long. RefSeq names its product NXPE family member 4-like. Bases 1 to 657 code for a protein of 218 amino acids. The record is from RefSeq and is a predicted model, not a curated record. The transcript has 2 exons. NCBI's taxonomy places the organism in Eukaryota, Metazoa, Chordata, Leptocardii, Amphioxiformes, Branchiostomatidae.
AUGCCCGGUCUAGAUAGGGUCAUCAACGUAACUUCAUACAAUGCACACAGACAGUGGAUUCAGAACGACACCAUCAACUUUGAAUGGGUCACCGAUGCAAACCACACUACUGUCGAAAUCAUCAACCCUAAACCAUUUUAUAGGAUAGGGGAUAUCCUCCACAUUGGAAUUAUAGCGAGCGAUGGAAAAGGCAGGCGGAAGCAACAUGGAGGUGACUACUUUGAAGCAGUGUUAAAGAACAGUGAAAUCUACGGUAGCACAGCAGGUAGAAUCCAGGACCACGGAAACGGAGCGUACACUGUCACAUUUGUGCUAGGUUUCGCCGGGACUGUUACACCCAACGUACACCUCGUCCAUGUCAGUGAAGCGGUUCAACUUUUGAAAGAGUUUAGAAAAGUUCCUAACAAAAGGAAGUGGCUAUGCGGGUUCGAAACUGAAGGGAAAGAAUUGAAAAAAGGAUGCACGUACUUUGCUAACCAAUCCAUGUCUUUGGCCGACCAAUGUGACUUUUCAGCACCAAACACAAGUCGAAUGUGGUUCUGUGAAAAGCCUAAAGAUAUUCCAUGUGAAGCAAUAACUAAAUGCCAAGGAACUCCAUACAUUGAAGCAGUCGAUAGGAUGGUGUCUGCUGAACAACGAAAGCUUUUUAGAAGGUAA